Molecule: messenger RNA, 2673 nt
Organism: Monodelphis domestica (gray short-tailed opossum)
Lineage: Eukaryota; Metazoa; Chordata; Mammalia; Didelphimorphia; Didelphidae
Gene: RGS16
Product: regulator of G protein signaling 16
Source: RefSeq, a predicted model, not a curated record
AGUCUCCUUCCCCUCCUGAGCCCUCCUUGGAAGAUUUUAUUCACAGGAGGGGGGUAAUUCUGUCGGUCCCAUUAUCUAGCCACUAGCUGGGAAUGUGAUUUGCAAGGGAUAUUGUCUGAGCCCCAGCUUCAGUUCCUCACCCUAGUGACCCCCUCCUCCCUCUCCUUCCCGUUAUUACUGAGGAGAGGCAAUCUUCCUUUCACGUUGUCAGAGCCCGGACGGAUGGCCCUUCCUAUUGGUCAGAGCCCCAGAGCCCACUGUCCCCUCCUUUCCUCUUUUCCUCUCCUCCUCUCCUCCCCUCUCUGUGCUAUAAUAUAAAGCAGAGGCUUCUCGCCCGCAGCAUCAGUCUACUAAACACCAGAGUGUAGCUGACGCCCUCCUCCUGCGGCUGCUACUGCUACUACGAGGCUGACUGGGAAAACGGGUCAGAAGCCUGCCACCAUUCACUCCCCAGCCUGUUGCCUGCCGUCUGCUAGGAUGUGUCGGACACUCUCUGCAUUUCCCAGCACCUGUCUGGAAAGAGCCAAAGAGUUCAAGACUCGUCUUGGAAUCUUCCUUCAUAAAUCGGAAUUGGGCACUGAGAGUGGGAAUGUCAGCAAAUUUGAGAGGGGCAACAAACAUAGCAAAGAGAAACUUGUUCCAGAAGAUGUGUUAGUAUGGAAGGAGUCCUUUAACCAGUUACUGAGCAGCCAAAAUGGGGUAGCUGCAUUCCGGGCCUUCCUAAAGACUGAGUUCAGUGAGGAGAAUUUGGAAUUCUGGCUGGCCUGUGAGGAGUUCAAGAAAAUCCAAUCAGCUGCCAAGUUGGCCACCAGGGCACACAGAAUCUUUGAAGAAUUCAUCUGCAGUGAUGCUCCCAAAGAGGUAAACAUUGACCACGAAACAAGAGAGCUCACCCGGAAGAACCUGCAGGAAGCCACAACGACAUGCUUUGAUGAGGCUCAAGGGAAGACUCACACCCUGAUGGAGAAGGACUCCUACCCUCGCUUCCUGAAAUCAGCAGCAUACAGAGACCUUGUAGAACAGGCCCUUGCAGCUUCUCCCUCCCAGUCCGUCCGCCAUGUUGGAGAAUGUUCACACACCUGAGCCUCUGGAUGGGGCAGCUCUCUGGGGGAGGCGGGAGCUGCAAGGCAAUUGGAAAGGACACACAGAGAAAAAGUAAUUGGAGCCUUAUGUCCUGGACUCUGACUCUCCUGAAAUAUUUCAGACUAAACUGUUAACAAAGGGAAUCCUCUCCCCACCCCACUCCCACUGUGGUAGGGAGCCAAAAGGAACAAAGGAUACAUCUGGUCAAUAGAUCCCAUUGGCUCCUUUCAAUCUCACUGGGACAAAUAAGGGUUCUUGGGUCUUUGAUGGGUGUAAAUGGAAACCUGAAAAUGGGCAGACAUAAAGGGCAGAAGAACAAGAUCUCUGGGCUAGUGGUGGUCUGGACAAGGAAGGGACCACUAUUAUAUUCUGGGAAAGGAAUUGCCCUGUUCUGCCCUCACUUACCACUUACCCAAGAGCUCUGCCUGUUGUACUGGUGUUUCUAUCUCUUCUACCUGUAGCUAAGUGCCAAUAGGUAGGAAACCAGACCCAACAGUCAGUGAAUGAAUCAGAAAGAGGUGGUAUUGGCAGGGUAACUGAAAUGGAAGAAGUAAUGCCAUCAAGGUUAGUAGUGGAUAUUGAAGAGCCACUGGAAAAAGGAGUUCAUAUAAGGAACUGUGCCUAUAGUCAACCCAGAUAGGUUCUGGACCUUGUUGAAAACAUCCUUGAGUCAGUUAUGAAGUUCCACCUAGGAAACUUUUUUUAAUGGAAAAUCAAUGUCUUAGACCCUCUUGUGACCUUUGCCAGGACAGAAUUGGCAUAAAAAUCAGAAUGAAAUGAGAGUUGGGUCUCCUGACUCCCAGUUCAUAGCUGUUUUUAUCAUAUCUCCACUUAAUUUGACAGAAGAAGGCAAAAGCAACUGUUGGAUCUGGCUUUUGGCCUUGGUUUGGGAAUUACAAUCACUGGGCAGAACAUGGCAGAACGUGAACCAGAGUUACCUUAAGCCAAAGAGUUGAGGUUUUUUGUGGAGUUUGGGAAAGACCAUGGCUCAAAGGAUAGAGUACAAAGGGAAUGGGGACAUGGUCAGGGGACAGGAGGCAGGACCUUUAAGAGAAUCAACACCUGUCCUUUCCAUUCUGACGUUUCUGAACAAAUGCAUUCCUCCCUGAGGCUGCCAGUUAUCCAGACUGGAGAUAGGAUCGAAGUAGGCACCCAGGCAGAGAUGGCUACAGAAUUCUGAUCCAGGAGAAAAAUGAACACUACCCUUUUCACCAUGAGAGCUCCUCCAGAGAAAAGUAUUUAAAUGUGAGAGGACAUUGAUUUAACAUAUUGUUGUUCUAAUUAUUAUUAUUAUUAUUGUUGUUGCUGUUGUUAUUGUUAUUUAUUAUUUGUCGUUUUCAAAUCCCCUGUCUGGAGGACCUCUCAAAACUAGCAGCCAGAUUUUCCUCCUCUUUGCCCAAUUCUACCUCUGAGGCUGCUGGGAACCCCUUAGGGAGGCUCAGGGGCUCUUCACAGCUUACAUUUAUGUUUAUUUAUUUAUUCUUACAUUUGGAGCCGGUUUCCUAGCUGUGAAUGAAACCCAUGAUCCUCCUUUCCAGUAUGACAGCAUGUUACAUUCUGGUGAAAUAAAGUGAAAGCCCCAAAUGGUGA